This is a messenger RNA of Nannospalax galili (Upper Galilee mountains blind mole rat), 2543 nucleotides long. It is a transcript of the gene Prickle3, whose product is annotated as prickle planar cell polarity protein 3. Lineage: Eukaryota; Metazoa; Chordata; Mammalia; Rodentia; Spalacidae. Gene Ontology annotation, molecular function: zinc ion binding. The coding region runs from base 236 to 2065 and encodes 609 amino acids. The transcript is spliced from 9 exons. The record is from RefSeq and is a predicted model, not a curated record.
CCGAGCGUGGGCUUUCCGGCCAGAAACUCCGGGGCUACAGGCCGCUCACCUUUAGACACCGUACUCUUUGGAGACAGACUACAGGCCCGGGGGCGGGCCCUACGAGGCGCGCUCCUCCCACACUGGAGUCAAGUUUACUGGGAACCGAGCUGCCUGGCCGGACGCACCGUGGCCUAGUGGCCCGGAGGAUUCCAUUCGCCUGACCCGGCCCGGUUUGACCCAGUCUGGGCGUGCCAUGUUCGCGCGUGGGUCCCGGAGGCGCCGCUCGGGACGUGCGGCUCCUGAGGCAGAAGACCCCGACCGGGGCCAGCCCUGCAAUUCCUGCAGGGAGCAGUGCCCGGGCUUCCUGCUACACGGCUGGAGAAAGAUCUGCCAGCAUUGCAAAUGCCCGCGGGAGGAGCACGCAGUGCACACUGUGCCUGUGGACCUGGAACGCAUCAUGUGCCGGCUCAUCUCAGACUUCCAGCGCCACUCCAUGUCUGAUGACGACUCAGGCUGUGCCUCAGAGGAGUAUGCCUGGGUGCCUCCUGGCCUUAAGCCUGAGCAGGUAUACCAAUUUUUCAGCUGCCUCCCAGAGGACAAGGUCCCCUAUGUUAACAGUGCUGGGGAGAAAUACAGGAUCAAGCAGCUGCUGCACCAGUUGCCCCCACAUGACAGUGAGGCACAGUACUGCACAGCCCUGGAAGAGGAGGAGAAGAAAGAGUUGCGAGCCUUCAGCCAACAGCGGAAACGGGAGAAUCUGGGGCGGGGCACUGUGCGCAUCUUCCCAGUGACCAUCACUGGGGCAAUCUGUGAGGAGUGUGGAAAACAGAUCGGAGGUGGGGACAUUGCGGUGUUUGCCAGUCGAGCAGGACUUGGGGCCUGCUGGCAUCCACAGUGCUUUGUGUGUACCACAUGCCAGGAGCUGCUUGUUGACCUCAUCUACUUCUAUCAUGCUGGCAAGGUCUAUUGUGGGCGCCACCAUGCUGAGUGUCUGCGCCCUCGCUGCCAAGCAUGUGAUGAGAUCAUCUUCUCCCCUGAGUGUACAGAGGCUGAGGGCCGGCACUGGCACAUGGGUCACUUCUGCUGUUUCGAGUGUGAAACUUCACUAGGAGGCCAGCGCUAUGUCAUGCGUCAGAGCCGCCCACACUGCUGCUCCUGCUAUGAGGCUCGCCAUGCUGAGUACUGCGAUGGCUGUGGGGAGCACAUCGGCCUGGACCAAGGCCAGAUGGCUUAUGAGAGCCAACACUGGCACGCCUCAGACCGCUGCUUCUGUUGUAGCCGCUGUGGGCGAGCCCUACUGGGCCGCCCUUUCCUGCCACGCCGUGGCCUAAUCUUCUGCUCACGAGCCUGCAGCCUUGGAUCGGAGACCACCGCUCCGGGUCCGAGUCGCUGCAGCUGGAGGGCGGGCACAGUCAGUACACCGCUCACAGCUUCCACCGCCUCUUUCCCGGCUGCGGAGGGAGCUGAGACAGCCAGCAAAGGCGCCGGUACUGAAGCAGCAUCUGCAGCAGACCCUGAGGAGCCCUCCCGUUUUCUGAGAGGGGCCCCCCACCGCCACUCUAUGCCUGAGCUGGGGCUCCGCAGUGCUCCUGAGACACCCACAGAGUCCCCUGGACGUUCUGACCCGCGCCCCGACAAUAGUGCCUUUGGUCGCCAGAGUACCCCACGUGUCAGCUUCCGCGAUCCUCUGGUGUCUGAGGGAGGUCCACGACGGACCCUGAGUGCACCUCCCGCCCAGCGCCGCAGGCCACGCAGUCCCCCACCCAGGGCCCCCAGCCGCCGACGCCGACGCAGCCACCACCACUACCACCCUGGCAGACGCGGCCACCAUCGACGCGGCUUGGGAUCGGGUUCUGACUCAGGAUCUUGCUCCAGCUCACCCUCCAGCCCCAGUUCUGAGUCCUCUGAGGAUGAUGGCUUCUUCUUGGGUGAACGUAUCCCGCUGCCCCCGCACCUGUGCAGGCCCAGGACCUCUCAGGACACUGCAACUGAAACAUUUAACUCUCCAGUCCCACCCCUCACCCAGGAGUCUCGCCCAGCAACGCCCCGCCAGGCCCGAGAUAAGAACUGUGUGGUGGCUUGAAGGAAGGCAGCCCUAGAAGGGGCUCUGUUUCCCAGUUAGUGUAGAUAAUGAUCCUCCUAAACUAAGUCAUAAGUCCCCUUCCUUCCCUUCUCUUUCCUCAGUUUGUAAUAUUGAAGCAAUGGAAUAUUUCUUUGAAAAAAGGAUUGCCUUUUCCUCAAUUUCCCUCCUGAUGCUAGUAUCUACAUUUCAUAAAAGGAUUAACUUAUUCAUUAUAGAUUUUAACAAUCUGUUUAUUAUUUAUUUAUCCCUUUCAUUAUAGAUUUUAACAAUCUGUUUAUUAUUUAUCCCUCCACAGCCCACCAUACACACAGAAGAGGUUAUCUGGAGUGGGUCACUCUGAAAUUAGAGGCACCCAUCUCAUUUUGUAGCUUAUGUGGGGUAUGGUUCAGGCAGAACUGUCACCUGCUGGUACUGCAAAGGGAAGGGGGACCUAGGCACACCCAUAAAGGUGACCACACCCAGGGGAGUUGAUUGGCAG